Messenger RNA from Entamoeba invadens IP1, 450 nucleotides. RefSeq names its product AP-1 complex subunit sigma-1A, putative. Gene Ontology annotation, molecular function: clathrin-cargo adaptor activity. Gene Ontology annotation, cellular component: AP-1 adaptor complex; membrane coat; intracellular membrane-bounded organelle. Bases 1 to 450 code for a protein of 149 amino acids. Gene Ontology annotation, biological process: intracellular protein transport; vesicle-mediated transport. The transcript is spliced from 2 exons. The record is from RefSeq and is a predicted model, not a curated record. NCBI's taxonomy places the organism in Eukaryota, Evosea, Mastigamoebida, Endamoebidae.
AUGAUCAAAUUUCUACUCGUAGUGAAUCGACAAGGGAAAGUUCGCCUUCACAAAUGGUACACCUCUCACUCAUUAAAAGAACGUGAACGUAUAAUUCGUGAAGUUUCAAAUUUGAUCUUAAAACGCACCACCACCGUCUCAAAUUUUGCGGAGUGGAGAGAUUCCACUUUGGUUUAUCGAAGAUACGCAAAUUUGUACUUUGUGACGUGUGUGGACAAGACGGACAACGAACUUCUAGCUUUAGAAACUAUUCAUAGAUACGUUGUAAUCCUUGACAAGUACUUCGGAUCAGUCUCGGAAAUCGAUAUCAUUUUCGACUUCGCUCGCGCGUACGUCGUCUUGGACGAAGUUAUUAAUGCAGGUGAACUGAUCGAGGCGGGCCCACAAAUCGUGUUGAACGAAAUCGAACAACAAGACGAACUCCAUCGUUCCGACUUAGCUAAGAGAUAA